AUGCCAAAUUUUCAGCCUGAUCAGAGCUUGCGUGCGGCGAAUGCGGCGCGAGAAUAUCUUGACGGCGACUCGCUAACGCGUACAACACGCGCAAAUCCCGCGCCUCCGCGCGUCUUGACAAUCAACGAGCUCGCAGUGAUACACAAGACCAAUGAAGGCCUCGUAAAGAAGUAUAUCAGGCUUCUUCGCGCCAAUCUGGCUCUUCCAAGCGGGGGAAAGGGAGGCGCCCCUACUGCUCUUACCGAUGCUGAAGAGAAGAGUCUACUCUCAUACGCAAGACUCGUCGAAGGCGGCACUUUCGCACUCACGGAGGCAUGCCUCAUCAAUAAGGCCAACUUUAUCCGCCAUCAUCGCCGUCAGGGCUUAACUUCUCAGGUGUCGAGAUCGUGGCUUACUCGCUUUAAACGGCGGCAUCCAGAGCUUGCCAUCAGGAGGGCUAGGAUCCAGGAGAUCACUCGCGCCGGCGCCGAGCUUGAGGUUGACGAGCUUGAGGCUUGGUUCCACGAAUAUCAGGCCGUUAUCAAGGAGCUCAGAAUAACGCCAGAAAAUCUAUGGAAUUUCGACGAAACCCCUCUUCAGCUUGGGUGGAUGAAGGGCUCCCUAAAGCUAGUGUCAUUACGGAUGAAGAGGAGCAGAAGGCCCGUCUUCUUCCAGCCUGGGAAUAAGGAGUCGUUAACAUCAUGCAAAGUCCUCCUUGAAGAAUACACGAUGGCUACAAUUAGCGACGACGUUGUCGUUACAUAUACAACAACAGGAUAUAACAAUAGCCAGCGGGCGUUCCAGUGGCUUCAGCACUUCAACCGCUACUCCUUUGCUAGGAAGCAAUGGGAACGGCGUACAUUCUACACUCAGAAGACGAAGACGGUCUUCCGGCUGCUCGUUAUGGAUGGAUUUGCUGCACACGAGGACCCUGAAUUUAUCUGGUAUUGCGAGAUGUUCGAGAUCGUACCGUUCAAGCUACCAUCGCAUACAAGCCACCUCCUACAACCUCUUGACGUUGGCGUCUAUCAACAUCUCAAACGUGCACAACAAGGAACCUUAAAGAAGUUCGUUAUCGGUGGCGGCACACGCAUCUCGAGAUUCGACUUUCUCUGCCAAUGGAAUGAGCUAUUCAGCGCCGCGUUUAAGGCUUGUUAUAUCUUUGUGGGCUUUGAACAGUCCGGCUAUGGCCUCCUGAUCCUGAACAUCAGCAAGACCGUAUCCAGCGAGAGAGGCGCAGAACCAAGACCCUACGCCGAAUCCGAGGCGUUGACGAUGGCGCCUUUACGAUACAGCAACUACGAGAAAGCGGCCGCCCGGCAGCAAGAAGACCAAGAGGCUAGUGCCAAGCGUGCUCUUAAGGAUAGCGAGACUCAAUUUCGACAUCUCCGUGCUAUGGAUGCCGCACAAACAGCGUCACAGCCUCGUCUACGCGGUGGAGCCGCCGUGGCGGCGAAAGCAGUAGAAGAGGCCAAGUACAGGACAUACAUUCAACAACUCGUGACCCCGGAAGAAGCUGUCGCUCGCGAGGCUCUUCAAGAGCGCUGGACUACGGCUACGGAGGGCUACCGGUAUUUCCUAUGGGCAACACACCCUAAAGGCGAUCUCACAGCUCUUCCUGAUAUCGUGGCCUGGUCACAAGCUCAGGAGGAGGCGCGGGCACAAGCUGCUGCCAACGUGGCCGACGAAGACUCUGAUAUCGAUCAUGACUAUAUAUCUAUGCUGCUUUCUUCAGAGCCGGAUCUCGCGCCUAAUAGCGACGAUGAUGAGGAUGACAUUCAGAUCAUAACAACACAGCGCCAACGCCCGCGUAUUGCGAGACCACCACUAUCGCAGCUUCCACUCGAGCAGCUUCCGCCACGGCAGCCGGUGCAAUUGAACGAAGAAGACGAGGCGGCGAUCCAGGCCGAGCUCAAGGAGGAACGCGUUAUCGUGGGUGUAUACAGCGACGAGGAUGAUGAAGAAGAGGAUGAGCCGGAGGUUGUUAUAUAUGGUAGACGAAUUGCUGUACCAAAGACGCGCGUGCGUCAGGCCUAG
This is a messenger RNA of Hirsutella rhossiliensis, 2016 nucleotides long. Its product is annotated as DDE superfamily endonuclease domain-containing protein. Gene Ontology annotation, molecular function: DNA binding. The coding region runs from base 1 to 2016 and encodes 671 amino acids. The record is from RefSeq and is a predicted model, not a curated record. Gene Ontology annotation, cellular component: nucleus. The transcript is spliced from 4 exons. Lineage: Eukaryota; Fungi; Ascomycota; Sordariomycetes; Hypocreales; Ophiocordycipitaceae.